GGGCGGUAAAGCUCAUGUGUAGGCAGGGUUGACUUCCUGGUUGGCCGUGCUGGGUUUUGUUGUCCCACCGCCCGCAGAGCUUUCUGGACCCGACGGAGAAGCAGGCCUGUUUUUUUUUAAAGGCUCGGUCCUCGGUUGUAGGUCACACACGGAUACCACACUAACAAAAUACACCUCACUGAAAAAAAACCGAGGUGGUGUUGAGAGCGGGAACCGAGCCACGGGGCAGUGGAGAGCAGCUGCCCGGGGAGCAGUGAGGUUAGCCGGGACUGAGCUAUCAGGCGGAUCCGCGGUGGAGACUCCCACUCUCACUUCUCUCUUUUUUAACUUCACAAACCUCCAAACUACGAGAGGCCUUCAAGAAACUUCUGUAGACGAGUCAGGAGACGGCGAGCAUGCGGUCGGAGCCGCGGGCGUUGUAGGAUGAAGAGCCCGGCUCACCGCACCAGGGACAUCGAGCGGCAAGCUGGGUACCUGAAGCCCGAGCACUGCGCCCCUCCCCCGCCCCGCACCAGCUCAGACACCAUGUGGUUCAUCCGCGACGGCUGCGGCAUCGUGUGCGGCAUCAUCACCUGGCUCCUGGUCUUCUACGCCGAGUUCGUGGUGGUGUUCGUCAUGCUGCUGCCUGCCAAGAACGUGGUCUAUAGCCUCUUCAACGGGGUGCUGUUCAACGGCCUGGCCUUCCUCGCCCUGGCCUCUCAUGCCAGGGCUAUGUGCACAGACCCGGGAGCCGUGCCUAAAGGGAACGCUACCAAAGAAUUCAUCGAAAGCCUGCAGCUCAAACCAGGACAGGUGGUCUACAAAUGUCCCAAGUGCUGCAGCAUCAAGCCUGACAGAGCUCACCACUGCAGUGUGUGUAAACGCUGUAUCAAAAAGAUGGACCACCACUGUCCCUGGGUGAACAACUGUGUCGGAGAGAACAACCAGAAAUACUUUGUGCUCUUCACAAUGUACAUUGCACUAAUUUCCUUCCAUGCACUAGUCAUGGUGGCUUUCCAUUUUUUGCUCUGCUUUGAAGAAGACUGGACAAAGUGCAGUAACUUCUCCCCACCAGCAACGGUCAUCCUCCUCAUCCUCCUCUGCUUUGAGGGUCUCCUCUUUCUGAUCUUCACUGCAGUCAUGUUUGGGACUCAGGUUCACUCCAUCUGUACCGACGAGACGGGUAUCGAGCAGCUGAAAAAGGAGGAGAGAAGAUGGGCCAAAAAGUCUAAAUGGAUGAAUAUGAAAGUGGUGUUUGGCCAUCCGUUCUCUGUGGCCUGGCUGAGUCCGUUUGCUACACCCGACCACGGCAAGGCAGACGUGUACCAGUACAUAGUGUGAGAGCUGGAAACUAAACUGUGGACUCAGACUGACUUAGACUGAUUAGUCCUGGUUUGCCCUCCUAUUGGCUGGACCUCAACGAGCAUGAACUCCUUUCAACCACUUCUCCAUUUUCUUUCAUUUAUGGAUAUUUCACUUAUUGAAAUUUCAGGGUAUUCUGUUGUAAGCUAUUACAUUGUUUUUUAAACUACUGUCACCUUCUUUUACAUUUUAUAGUUUCCCUCUUGGUGCUGACUGAGAUUAAUGAGGUGUAGCUGUGCAAAACAAACCAACAAAAAAAUUCAAACUAAGCAGUGACAACUUGACAAGAAGCACUUGAUAAUAAGAGUUGGUGAAACGACACCAAGAGACUGAGUUCUGCCUUCUCCGGGGGGAAAGUUUCCUGCAUCAUUUCCUGCUUCCAUGACUAAAACAAUGUGAACUGAAGUCCAGAAUGUUUCCGUACUAAGUGGCACAGUCCAGGUGCCAAGAUUGCCGCCCGGCUUUUGUCAUCCCGUAAACAUCGCUGUUGUGAUCCAGUCACUUGUUGUUUUGCUGUAUUCUUGUCAAAGCAAUAGUCUCUUGCUGGAUGCUGCGCAUGAUUUGCCUUAGAACAGUGCAUUGGUGAACAGUGGCAUCUGCUAUUUUUAAAGAAAUUUCUAUUAUUUUUUGCCUUAAUGUGACAGUCAGGGUGAGACUGGUUAAUACAACGAGUUUGUCGUAUCUUUCUUUGGUGAUAGAUAAGUGGAUUCGUUCAGGUCAUCUAAAGAAUGUAUUUUGAGAGUAACUUUUAUCAAGUUUUCUUUUAACUUACAUCGAUUUUUUGUCUGCACUAAACUCCACCUAUCUGGCACUCCAAGAAAGUUAGAAUUAAUCACACGCAAGAGCAGUUUGAGUGUGUUUUAUUGCCGUUUAGAAGGGCCAUUAGCCAAGUUUGGUCAAAGGCUGUAAGACAGAGAGCAGCAUUAGCUUCGCAGUAGCCAGUUAAAGUUAUAAUCCUUAAGAUUUCAGGCCUGGUUGACUUGGUAACCCUGUGGUUGCAGCAAGUGUGGUUUAAUCUUCCAGCAGACGCUCGUCGAGCAGCUACUUUAUCAGAAACACAACAGAGGACCAACUUGUUAAUAUGUUUACAGUGAAAGUUGAAUGUUAUUAAUGUUAAACAGCAGUAGGAAAUAUUGGAGCAGUAACUUAACAAAGCUCUGAUGCAGUGUCAGGAGAGGGAACAGUUAACACUAGCCUGAGUUUUCAUCCAAAUUUGGCGCAAAUCUUAAAUGAAUUCCUGACAAAUUGUCAAAAGAAUUUCCAGUAUUUCCACUCAAGUGUUUUUACACACAGAUUUAAAGUAAAAUAGGUGGAUGGAAAUGCAUUUAAUGAGGCUGAUAGCAGUUAGAUAAAAUUAGAAACAGUGAUGCUGGAUUACAUGGCUCAUUUUCUGUGAAUCCUUCAUGCAUGUUAAGGCGGUUUGAAUACAGAGCGCGAAUCAUGGACUCCACCACAGUUUACAGAAAGGUAAAUACUGGGUUUAAGUGUAUGUGGAUAGCUAACACAAAUAAUAUAAAAAAUGUAGGUUUAUUUCAUCCGAAUCUUAAGGAUUAUAACUUACAAAUCUGAGACUUGGCAGGUGAACAAAGUCUUGUUUCUAGUCCAAAAGGCAGCACACCUUGUAAAAGUUUUAAAGCGACACUUUAACCAGUCUCCUUGUGAUUAUUUGACAAGUAUGUGCUGUAAAUGUAGACGACGUCUUUGCUCGAUAACCGUCACAGUCACCAGCUCAGAUGGAAAGUCAGGGAAUAAAGCAAUACACAUUGCUCUCUGAAUGCACUGACCCUAAGUGUAAUUCACUUCCUCUCAACUGAUGGAAUUUGCUUAUGGAUAAUCCAGUUAGUUUGUCAUAGAUUAUAGUUGUGGGCCUGACUAAAGGGGGAAAAAAGCCUUACAGGAUCAAGUGUUUAAAAUUUAGGCCAGUGGAAAAUGUUCACUGAGGCUGAAAGACCAUGUUAAAAAUGCACAUUUACAUUGUCACAGCUGUGGACAAAGCCAGGCCCCCCCAGUGUGAAGACAAGACUGGAUUUUACCUGUGGUGAUAAAAAAAAAUGAUGCAGAUGGGAAACAGACCACUUCAGAGCAUUUAACACUAAAAAGGCCUUUGCCCAAAUGUGUUCGAGCGCCUUACUGUAGUAUAAAUUAAUGCUUUUGAAGACGAGGAAACAAAUUAUUAGAACGUAGCCUACAUGUUGCCAAACUGAAUGCUUAAUGAACAGAGGCAGUGAAGUAACCAUUUCAAGUGUAGUGCAUUGUUAAGAGUGACAUUUUCUUAGGCUUUUAAAAUCACUGGAGUUUUUAAAAAAAUGUAAAAAAAAAAACCUUUAAUGUGGAGAUGCAACCGUUGCUAUCCAGUUUACACAUACAGUACACCAGCUUCCUUCUUUUUUUUGAAAUAUUCAGUAUGUUCUGUGUGGUCAGGUAUGAAUACUAUUUAUAGUACUUACUGUGGACCACGUGAUUUUAUUAUUAUUUUUUGACUGGUUUUUGUUCUAAGGGGAAUGAAAUAAAACUCUAUGUAUGUA
Molecule: messenger RNA, 3866 nt
Organism: Lates calcarifer (barramundi perch)
Lineage: Eukaryota; Metazoa; Chordata; Actinopteri; Centropomidae
Gene: zdhhc3b
Product: zinc finger DHHC-type palmitoyltransferase 3b
Exons: 7
Coding region: 424-1320 (298 amino acids)
Biological process (GO): protein targeting to membrane; peptidyl-L-cysteine S-palmitoylation
Cellular component (GO): endoplasmic reticulum; Golgi apparatus
Molecular function (GO): protein-cysteine S-palmitoyltransferase activity
Source: RefSeq, a predicted model, not a curated record